GCUCUGGAGGGCGGAGUCGCGGCGGGCGCCGGCUGAGGGAGGGGGCGCGGUGGCUUGGGAGUCUGACGCUCCUUCUGGCCACUGGCGCGAUGUUGGCUGCUGCAGAUCGGGCCCCGAGGCCCGCGGGGAUGUGACAGGCGGCCCUUCCCCUUACCUACGGUUCUUGGGCCCGUAGGGCUCUGGGCGAAAAGUAGCUGGGCCAAAGCCGAGGAAGAAGGACACAUCCGCAAGAUUCUGUCAAAUUUUAAGAACAAAUGUACCUUAUAGCUCAUGGAAGAAAAAACACAAAUCAAGACUUUUUUGGGUUCCAAGUUGCCAAAGUAUGGAACAAAAUCUGUAAGAAGUACACUGCAGCCAAUGUCAAGUGGGACACCUGUUAAUUUAUUGGGAACUUCCAAGAGUAGCAAUGUCAAAAGUUACAUCAAAAAUAACGGCUCUGAUUGUCCAUCACCUCAUUCAUUUAAUUGGAGGCCGGCUACUAAAUACCAACUUAGUGCACAAAGUGCUGAAGAGUCUAAUGAUACCCAAAGUUCACAUGAUAAAGUAACUAACCCUGAAAAACAUACAUCUGCUCAAGGAAUGUUUGCUAAAAAUGGGAUAAAAGGAGGUUUGAAAAGUGUUUCUUUAUUCACAUCAAAGUUAGCAAAGCCAUCCACUAUGUUUGUGUCACCUACAGAGGAGUUAAAACAAAAGUCUUUGUCUGGACCAUCUAAUUUGGGUAAAUUCACCAAAAGCACAUUUUUAGGAAGGACUUCAUAUUCUUCAAUCAGUGCUCCAAAAUCACAGUUGAAUGGAUUUUAUGGAAAUCGAUCGACUGGUAGCAUACAGAGGCCUAGAGCAAACUCCUGUGCUACCAGAAGCAGUUCUGGAGAAAGCUUAGCACAAUCCCUAGACAAUAUUAAAUCUCUUACUUGUGAAAAAAUGGUAAGGUCACAGAGUUUUUCACAUUCCAUUCAGAAUUCAUUCCUUCCACCUUCAUCUAUAACCAGAUCACAUUCCUUCAAUAGAGCUGCAGAUCUUACUAAGCCUUAUCAGAACCAACAGCUGCCCAUUAGAGUGCCUCUGAGGUCAACUAUGCUAACAAGAAAUUCCCAGCAGUCAGAAGUACUCAAUGGGAAUGAACAUUUAGGGUAUGGAUUUAAUAGGCCUUACGCUGCUGGUGGAAAGAAGUUGGCUAUACCAAAUGGCCCAGGUAUAACUUCCACUUUGGGUUAUAGGGUGGCUCAUCCCCCUCUACUGAAAUCUAGUCGAUCUCCAUUUUCUGGGACUAUCACAGUUGAUGGUAAUAAAAAUUCACCUGCUGGCACGUGUGUAGAGGAAGAUACUGCACUUUUGGCUAAGGUCAGAGCUACUGACAAGGACCAAGAGCUAAUUGAAAAUGAUAAUUAUAGAACAGAAAAUGGCCAGACCAUGAAGCAUGAUGCUAAAAUUAGAUACCUGAGUGAUGAUGUGGAUGAUAUUUCCUUGUCUUCUUUGUCAUCUUCUGAUAAGAAUGAUUUAAGUGAAGACUUCAGUGAUGAUUUUAUAGACAUAGAAGACUCCAACAGAACUAGAAUAACUCCAGAGGAAAUUCCUCUCAAAGAAGAGAAGCAUGAAAAUGAACCACCAAAGGAUAUAUUUGAUCCCAAGGAAAAUGAAAAACCUUUCAGUAAAACUGAUGAGUGGAUAGAUAUAAGUGUCUCUGACAGGAGUGAAUGUACGAAACAUAAUUCUGGGAAUAACUUGAUUUCACCAGAUACAGACUACAGAGUCGGUUCUUCAUUUGAACUCUCUCCAUCUGAUAGCUCUGAUGGAACAUACAUGUGGGAUGAAGAGGGCUUGGAACCCAUUGGAAAUGUCCACCCUGUUGGGAGCUAUGAGUCCUCUGAAAUGAACAGCAUAGAUAUUCUGAAUAAUCUUGAAUCAUGUGACCUUGAGGAUGAUGACCUUAUGCUUGAUGUGGAUCUGCCUGAGGAUGCACCUCUUGAAAAUGUGGAGUGUGACAAUAUGAAUCGCUUUGAUCGAUCAGACAGAAAUGUUCGGCAGUCUCAGGAAGGAUUUUGGAAAAGGCCACCCCAGAGGUGGAGUACACAGGAACAUUACCACCUCAGCCAUCCUGACCGCUAUCAUCACCAUGGAAAAAGUGACUUGAGCAGAGGCUCUCCCUACAGAGAAUCUCCUUUGGGUCAUUUUGAAAGCUAUGGAGGGACGCCCUUUUUCCAGGCUCAGAAGAUGUUUGUAGAUGUACCUGAAAAUACAGUGAUACUGGAUGAGAUGACCCUCCGACACAUGGUCCAGGAUUGUACUGCUGUAAAAACUCAGUUGCUCAAACUGAAGCGUCUGCUGCAUCAGCAUGAUGGAAGUGGUUCAUUGCAUGAUAUCCAGCUAUCAUUGCCAUCUAGUCCGGAACCAGAAGAUGGUGAUCAAAUAUGUAAGAAUGAAGAUUUAUUAAAUGAAAUAAAACAACUUAAAGAGGAAAUAAAGAAGAAAGAUGAAAAAAUCCAACUAUUAGAACAUCAGCUUGCAACUCGAUGUAACUGUCACCAAAAACCUAAAGAGGAAAAAGGCACAUAUGCUGAUAAAUAUACCCAAACACCCUGGAGAAGAAUUCCUCCUCAAGUACUACAGCCUUCCAGCAGCCUUCCCAGACCCACAGACCACACCCAGGGAAAACUAAUAAAAUCGCAACAUAUCGAGGACCACAGUGAAUGCACAACCCAGGGCAUGCAUCAGGGUAUUGCACAUCUGGAUGAAAGCUUUACACAUAACUUGCAACAGGAAAGCAACUGUGGUGCAGAAGACCAACCUUUUUCCUCAAGCCCGCAAUUCACUAAGGAUGUGGCUAAGAGUACACCUUUGGAAGCAGACUUGAACACGACCAUGGAUGUGCAAGAGCCUUAUCAUUUGGCAAAUAAUCAAAUUAAUGAUUUGCAGAUUGUACCCACUUCUCCUCAAAUACUUACCCAGUCAAGUACAGUAGACCAGGCUAAGAGAGUUGGAAGAAAUCAGUCUUCAUUGGAGGACUACACAUGUCAGCCCAAAUCCUUACAGUUUUUUAAGCCAUCCAACUUAAAUUCUUUGGUACCUCCUUCAGUUUCUGAACCAUCUUCUAGUAGGACUCCCAUUUGUAAGAGCUCACCAAUAAUUGCACCAUGUAAUUCAGCAAAACUUAAGCUAACAUCUAGUCAGACAAAUCUUGCAAAUAAUCUAAAUCUAAAGGCAUCUAAGCUCCGCCCUCCUGGCUCUUUCAAACAAAAACAAAGCAACCCCCGACUAGAGCCUCAAAACUUUCAGGCCAAGACAAGCAUCCCAAGGCCACUAACAAAAAGAAAAGAGAUCAUGCAGAAUCCAAAUGGCAUUUUGAAUUCUGGGGAUUGUUUGGCCUCUAAUCGAUAUUCUCGUCUUCCUAAACCAAAGAUACAUUAAGUACAUAGCCAUCACCUGCCAAUUUGUUUUUUUAAAAAACAAUCUGUUCUAUAAUAGCUCUUUAUGCAGUUUGCUGCCGUGAUAGAGCUUGCAAAAUCUCAAAAAUUAAAAUAUGGAUGCUUCUACUAAUUUGGGCUUUCCAUUUUAUAUCCUGGUUGAAGUACAUAGCAUUUGAGUAUAUUUGUCUCAGGUAAACACAAAGUUUGCUUACCCAUCUCAGAGGCCUACAGAAGGCUUUAAUCAUGUUAUGCAUCCCUUUGCACAUCAGAAAAUCCAUAAUAUUCACCUAGUAGGCAAGAAACGUGCUUUGCUUAUUUAGUCCUUUUAAGGUCUGUAUUAAAUGUGGUUCUCAGAGCCUCUUUUUCACUUGUCCCUCUUGUGAAUAUGGUUAUUAUUUAAAUAAAGAUUUGGUGAUAAUGGAAGAUGGUACUCUGUAAGCAGAGUUCUGGCCAAUGAUUUGUCUAUUUAAAAGGUCUAUGCAAAAGCUCUGUGAUGAAUAAAGGAGAUCAGGCCUUGAAUGGGAAGUCUGUGUAAGUUUUAUUUUCCCUAGCAUCAGCAAGCUACUCUGAAUGUUUGUUUACCAAAUAUCCCAGGCUAAAAUGUAUAAACCAUUUAUAUAUUACUUAAACAUUUUGUUUUAUACACACACACCAUUGUGUUUGUUUUUGCUACUGGAUAAAUUUUGGAAAGCUUGAGAUAUAUCUUGAAUCCUGUACCUAAAGAUGUAUUCAUUUAUAGCAUGUUGGUGCUAGAGUUUUGCUGGUAAUUCAAUUUGGAACACUUAUAGGCUUAUGGACCCAUGAUAGCUGUUUUAAAGUUCCAUCACAUAUAUAUUGUUUUUAAUGUAAUAUGUAUAUUUAUUUACUUUCUGCUAAUAUCUGAGUACUAGAAUAAUGGACUUGAAAUGUUUGCACAAAACUUUGAUGGGCUAUAAAUAUCCUAUAAAUAGGGAUAUAAGACUAGUUUCUGCAGUAAAACAAGUUAAAAUAUUUUCACAAUAAUUAUAAAUUUAAGACUAACUUGAAAAAGCUAGCAUUCACAGUAUUUUUGUUCUACUGAGUUUUUCAGGUUUCCCUUUUAUAUUGGUAUAUGUUUGAGUGGUAAUUUCUUGAAAAGUAGCUUUUGGAAGAAAAAUAGAAUUAGAGAGGGGAAGUUAUGUUUUUAUUAAAAGGUAUUAAAAGAUGUUUCAAUGGCAGUAUGCUUAUUUAAUGUUCUAGAAAGGUAGCUGUGGAACUGCCAAGGGACCAGAUGUACUAACCUAAUCAUGCUGUGGACCGCUCUUCAGAUGGUUCAGUAAAUUUGCCCCCCUGUCCUCUCAAAUCAUGUCCUCUUUAGGUUGUUCACUGUUGCUGCUUUAAUUACAAUUAUUGUCUUUCAGAGAGAGAGUAUUUUACAGUGUGAACUUUUGUUGUGAUCAGCUGGCUAAAAUGUAUCCAAAGGGGCUCUGGCCAAAAAGUUAGUCACUCAAAUUUCUAGAGAUUCCUUUUAAAAAUAUACAUUGGUGAAAUUGUGUGCCCCUUUUUAGAGAAAUAACAGCAUGUGUUUUACUGUAAAAUUUGAGAAGUGAUUACUACCAUUUUGAUGUAGCCUUCCCUUACCAUUCCCUUACCAUUCCCAGCGAAUUUGCUAUUCGCUGGUUACAAACCAUUCUUGGACUUGGUCACAGGUGACUAUCUUAUUCUCAUUCUACAACACUUCUUCAGGGGAAGCACAGUAGUUCAGAAAGUUUUUCACAUUUUCCAGAUAUUGUUAGUAUAAAAUGAUUAGACAUAUCAACAAAUCUCUUGUUUGUUCAUAGAGAUGAGCAGUAGCUCCAAGUGGGUACAUGUGGUCCUACAUUUUGAAAGAGAAAACUUAUAUCUUACAAAUGGGAUGUUAUUACCCUAUAUUUCUUUAAAGGAAUACAUACUGAUGAAUUAGGAGGGUUUUGGUUAAUUUAGAAGCUGAUAGAGAUUCUCCAGGCACAUCAUUAGAGGGCAGGUUUCUUUGGAAAAAACCGUAAUACUGGGAAACUAGAAGGCAACAGCAACAGGAAAAAAGGAAGACCAAAUAUAAGAUGGAUUGACUCCGUAAUGGAAGUAAUAGGCAUGAGUUGACAGGAGCUAAGCAGGACUGUUGAGGACAGGACAUUGUGGACAUCACUCAUUCACAGGGUUGCCAGGAAUUGGAGUCAACUUAAUAGCAUGUAACACAAAUGUGCGCUUGUGUGCGCCCUCACUCGCUCACUCGCUCGCUGUCUCUCUCAACAUUAUUUACAAGUAGGCCUUUGUCUUUAAGGAAGUUUUAGUUUUUUACAUUAUUUUUAACCCCUAGUCUGAGGUAAAUGUCCUGGCUAUUACAUAAAAAUACUGACUUCUGCAAUUUGUCUGUUCUAAUGUUUUCCUGCUCUUUUUUUCUCCCUGAUGAAUUUGCAGAAAUAUGAAUCAACCCAUCAGUUCAAAAUAUACCUUUGUUGAGCUUUAAUCUUAGCAGAAGGCUGAUCGAUAUAUAUAUAAAAAUAUAUAUCAUAAUAUAUUUAAGAGAAAAAAAUUAGGAUGCUUGCACAAAACAAAGUAUUUGCCUGCAGUUUUCUUUAGAUACUGCAAGAGUAUUAUGUUAUGCUGCUCCUUAGUAACCAUUUGUCAAAAAUGAGGUGAGGAUGUAGCUCGCCUUAAUCUCUGUUUAGUGCUUCUAUAAAUCAACUCUGUGCCAAAACCCCUCCACAAGAACUCAGGUCAUUUUUUUCUUAGUUCUUGUGAUUUCAGUGAAGAUGGUUGCAGUAUAUGAAUUCCAAGUUGUUAGGAAGUUUUCUGGGGAUUGGGUAAGUUUCACAUUUGUGAAAGAGAAAAUUACUCGAGUAGGUAGAAUUAUACAUUUGGCUUUUAAUGGGAUGCCUAUCAAAUUCUUUAAAGAAAGCUUGGCCUAGGCCCUAAGGCAUUUAUCAGUACAGGUGCAGAUGAUUUUAAUGCAUUAAAGGAUUACAUCAUUUAGAUGUUAAAUCAUUUAGAAUGUUUAUAAAGACUGAGACCCUCUAAGCAUUUUUCUUUUGGAGUCUCUUUUUAAUUUGUGCAAUAUUUUCAGGCAUAUGGACUACUAUUCAUUGGGUUUAUGUAGAUAUUAGGGAACUUACUAAGUAUUUUAACAAGUAAAAACCUGAAUAUGAAAGAAAAUACCAGAUUUGCACUUUAAAUGAGCUUAACUGCUUGGAGCUGUGCCUGAAAUAUUGAAAUGCCUCCUAUUGGGUGUGGCUUUUUUGUUGAAAUAAAUUUGUUUGUUGCUGUUUGAAGUACAGCCUUUCACAGAAUUAUAUCCUCAGCAUGUCCCUUUUCCCAUUAAAGCACUAAGUUCUUUGAAUGUUUCAUUGACCCUCUAAGUAUUUUACUCAGCGCAUCAGAGAGAACAUGCUCCUCCUAUAGCUGUCAGUUCUAAAUCUUCCCGUAGCUUUAGAUGGUGGUACAGACACAGAGGUACACUUUUCAUUUCUGAGCAGAGUUGUCCUGAUUGUUUCCUGGUCUCUAGGGCACUGAGGAUAUAAUUUGGAAUCACCAAAUAGGUUUGCAAUGAUCAGUAAGACUGCAGCACAUUUUAGUUUACUCUCAUAGUAAACUUACGCAAUGGUUUUCGUGUUUAUAAAUUGGGUGGUUAUGUUUGCAUGCUUAUGCACACAUUUGAAAAUUAAUUGUAGCCGUAAUACAAAUACCCGAUUCUUACCUUGGGGACGGUGGCCUUGCUAUUUUUCUUAAUUCUGAUGCUUGGAUUAGAUUGUUCUAAUUUUCUUUCCACACCUCCCUUCAGUUUUUCUGCUGCAGUAACUUGAAAGACUACGUAUGAAAAAAUUAUUAUGACGGUGGACACCAAUGUACAACUAUGUUAUUAACUAAAGAUACAUCUUAUGUUUUAACUCCGUUGGGGAAAAGCUAUCCAUUUUCUCCGUGGUAAAGCAUCACCAUAACAAAAUAAUACUGACCCUAAGAAUUUAAGUCUCUAAGGCAUUACUAACUAAAAACAGAAAACACCACAAUCUUUAAUAUCUGCAGUAUUGUUUUUCCUAUUGAUUUAAAAAACCAGUUCAGACUAAAUACUGUAUAUUAGAAUUUGCUUGUAAAAUGAAUUAUAAGAACUGGAUGUAAAGUCUCUUUCCUCAGAAUGUUGGCAUAGUAAACAAAA
Molecule: messenger RNA, 7551 nt
Organism: Pteronotus mesoamericanus
Lineage: Eukaryota; Metazoa; Chordata; Mammalia; Chiroptera; Mormoopidae
Gene: CCSER2
Product: coiled-coil serine rich protein 2
Exons: 10
Coding region: 271-3405 (1044 amino acids)
Biological process (GO): microtubule bundle formation
Cellular component (GO): microtubule cytoskeleton
Molecular function (GO): microtubule binding
Source: RefSeq, a predicted model, not a curated record